Entrophospora candida is the source of this 846-nucleotide messenger RNA. Lineage: Eukaryota; Fungi; Glomeromycota; Glomeromycetes; Entrophosporales; Entrophosporaceae. The record is from the annotation of a GenBank genome assembly.
AUGAAUAUUGUUAAUUCUAACGAUAAUAUUAAUAAUAACAACAAUAUUAGUAAUGACAAUAGUUUAGAAACUGAACCAAUUCUUGUUAAUGACAACGAUACUUCUUUGGAAAAUUUGAACACUAAGGAAGAGAAUGUAGCGGCUGCGCUUGUUUUUGCUAAUCAAGAUUCGACUGAUCGUAGUAAAAGUAUAAAAAAAUUCGAAAUUUCCACUACUAUUAUUACUACUAAUACUAGUACUAUUGAUACCACUAAUACUAUUAAUAACGGUUCAACAAAAACAACAGCAACAUCACCUUUAAUAAAUAACCUGACAACAAAUGAAUUACCAACUUCCGGAGCCUCUGUCUCAUCAUCUGCAGGCGAAGGCAGUAGCCGGGGAGUUAGAAGAAAUUCUCAAAGUAAGACCACUGAGAAUAACAAUUCAAAUAGCUCUUCAGAAUAUGAAUGUAAUAUUUGCUUUGACACAGCUGGAUCUCCUGUUCUUACAGUUUUUUGUAAGGCAGGGUGUGGACAAGACAAAGUGAUACCUGUAUAUGGACGUGGAAAAGAAGCAAAGGAUCCUAGAAAGAACUCAGAUAUUCCUAAUCGACCAGCUGGCCAAAGACCUCGGCCACAAAGAGAUCCAAAUCUACCUAGUACACAGUUUUUCCCUGGAUUAAACAUUCAUUCAACAACUCUAAUGCCACACUUCUCUAUUUCUGUCAGUACAAUUUUUCCUACAGUUUUUAGCCCACAAAUAACAUUUCCGCCUGCUAAUGGUCCUCCUUCGGAACAACAAGCAUUCUUAUCAAGAAUUCUUUUUAUGCUUGGAGUUCUCAUACUAAUAUGUUUUUAUUUCAAUUAA